Molecule: messenger RNA, 1726 nt
Organism: Desarmillaria tabescens
Lineage: Eukaryota; Fungi; Basidiomycota; Agaricomycetes; Agaricales; Physalacriaceae
Exons: 8
Coding region: 358-1671 (437 amino acids)
Source: RefSeq, a predicted model, not a curated record
ACUUUCGCGAAACAAAGGUGGGCGCCACAUGUCGUACUGUGAAACUCAGGCGUAAACUUAAAUCGACAUCGGAUAUCGUUCCGACAUUUCAUCCAACCAGAUUUCUCUGGGAGCAAGUCAAGUCGUAGUCGUGGGUAAAAGAAUAAAGGUUUAGACUUGCAGCACAAACUAUACGCCUAGGACUCUCAGUAUUCGGCCGGCCAGGCUCGUAUGUCGCCAGUCGUUGGAGGCUGUUGAUUGCCGAAUCGAGCCCUGACAUGCCAACGACCUAGCGCGUCGACGCGUCUCUCGGUUCCGACCAGUCACCUUGUGUCAGUCUCCAAGUCUUAAUUGAGGCCGAAAGUUUUCUCCCUUGCAAUGGCUGCUGUGCCUCCAUUUCUUCACGGUCCGGGCAUGACUCCAGAGGUAUUCAAAUGCCUCGAGGUCUGGUGGGCAUCGAAAUACAAAGACGGGCACGAUGCGUCUAUCAAAGACUUUGAGCAACUCAAGGUCGCCUACGGUUUCCAGGCGAACAGCCUGAAGUCUUGCCAAGCAAAUAACGCACGCCUCAACUCAGCGAUCGCUACUUUGCAGGCGGAAGCUAAACUGUUGAAGAAACAAAAUGAACUUCUGCAAGGGAGCAUUCACCAGGCUAAAUGGCACGAACAGCAGGCAAGAGGCGAGGUUCUAGCGUUGAAAAAAGAUAAGCAAGAUCUCGUGGAACGCUUGGCUGCAAUAGAGAAGAAAACGACCGGCCUAUCAAAACAAAUCGACACCUUCCGAGUCCAGGCGAAGGCCCUUGCGGCGCAAGCUCACCAACGCCGACUCGAAAUUGUGUCUCUGGCGUUCGGAACAACAUGUUUCGUCGAAGAUUCCUUCGUGCCCACUCGUGUGGUAUUCAAAGAACCUGCAGAAAUAAUGUCUACCCUACCUUCUGAACCCGCAGAGUCUCUGCAUAUAUUAUUCCUUCCUGGCCUUCCUCAAUCUAUGCCUCUGCACAUCCCCAGGGUAGCUCAGGCAGGAUACUGGUUUCACCCCCCCGUUACGUUGCCCAAAGGAACACCCGUAGAACUGGUCGUGGAGGCAGAAUCUCAUGAGUGGCUAUAUCUGGGUCGCUACCUCAGUGCACCCUUUGAUGGCGAGGAAAUGAAGCUAUCCGAAUGGAUCGAAUUAGAUGCUCAGACUAAAAAGACCUAUUGCGUCACCAUCAGUCAGACUCUGAAGGAACAAAACGAUCAACAAGUCUCGUGUGUCGACAUACACCGACAGCUAGAUUCGGGGGAGUACGCUGCUCCUUGUUAUAGCUUACAAUGUGUUGGAUACGACUUGGCGUUGCAAGACGCUUUCAUUAAAGCGUCAACUUCGCUUCGUAACCAAUCAUUGGCUAUAGAGCACGAUUCUUCUCCAACCAGUUCAAAUCCUCCUCCUCCUCAGAUUCCGCUGUCCACGAGAAGCACAGUGAUACCAGAGCAUUGCAGCCUGCAUGCUCCUGUACCAUCUAUGACCAUGGGCCCAUUCAUGUCAAGAUUCAUGUCAAGGUGGCGCGUCAAUCUGGAUAAUGCGGGACGAAGCCGUCCCACAGGGCCUCUUUCUCAGAAAAAGCGCUGCCAUUUGGAUGAUGAGGCAAGUGCGACGAAGAAGGCGCGAGUAGAUGAUCCACUAGCCGCCGACGGUCGAGGAAAAGAAACGUAGGUCUCUUCAAUGGGUAGGACUUUUCUCUUCCACUUUGGUCGGCAACGAUGUCGUU